UGGCAUUAAGAAAUAGAAAUAUUCUUAUCAUUUUACAUGGUAUCGGAGCCAAAACCCGAACUCUAACCCUUCCUCCUAGUUCGGCUGUCGGCUGUCUCCCUCCCCCGUUCUACCAACUCUGAUUAUCUUCUUCGGUAGUUCGUUCCUCUCUUGACAUGGCUUCCGAUAACUCCUCUACCACUACUUCUACCUCCACAACAUCGAAUUCUCCUCAUCUUGCCCUUACAACCAUCUCAAAUGUCAAGCUUCAUAUCCCCAUUAAACUUAGCAUCUCGGCCCCCAACUACAAAAAAUGGAGCAGUCUUUUUCUUCUUCUUGUGCGAUGUUUCAACCUCCAAGGUUUCCUUACCGGCGAGACAAAACCCUCCGGUGACAAUGACACGGAAUGGGUCCAAUUUGAUGCCCUUCUUCAAGGGCGGAUCCUUUCGACGGUCACCGAUGAAGUGUCCAAUCUCAUUAUUGCAUCUAAUGACACCGUCGCCGACUUAUGGAAAGCAAUUCACGAUCUCUUUCACGACAACAAGAACGCAAGAGCGAUGCAACUUGAGCAUCAAUUUUGCACUACCGUCAAAGGCACAAAAUCGAUGCCUCGCACCACAUUGCUUCCGACUCAGGACCUUCGGACGAGAACCGUGAUACAUCGGUCCAGUAAUGACGGCCCACUAUACACCUUCAACCCUCUGGAUGCCCAAGCCCACGCUGCCACUAUUGAUCUUGAUACAUGGCAUCGCCGACUUGGUCACCCUAGCUCUGUUGUUCUCCAUGGGGUCUCAAUCUCGGACACUCCUAUCGUCUGCGCCAGUGAUGGGAAUCAGGAGAUCGAGCAACUUUCCCCAAAUUGCCAUGGCGAUGAAGGUGAGAUUGUGGCAGCCGUGGUGCCUGAUUCCGAGGAAGAAGACGAACCAUCUGAAGCUUUGAUGGCCCCAAGCUCUGGGUUCGUGUGUGUUAGAAAUCAUGCAUGUGACAGCUUCCUAAAGCUUAUGUUCCCAGGCUUGGAUUCACCCAAGAUGAAUUUGAAGAGGAAAUUUCAAGAAUCCUCUGCUUUUCCCUUGGACGAGCUUAACCAAGACAUCCUUGAAACUGUUCUUUCUCGGCUACCCACCUCCUCCUUCGGCCGCCUCGCCACCGUCUGCAAGCGGUGGAAGUCGGUGGCCCAGUCUCCCACUUUCCGUCGCUCCUGCUCGGAGGUCCCUUCUCGAGACCCCUGGUUUUACAUGGUUGAUUCCCAGCUUCCCGGUUCCUCCGGCGUCCCGCCGGUGGUGUACGACUCGUCGGAGGAGAAUUGGAAGUACAUCGGCGUUCCUUCUUUUCUCCCGAAAAUGGAGGGGGACGGGGAUUCUUGCUCCUAUUUCGUACCGGUUGCCGCUUCCGGCGGGCUCCUCUGCUUCUUUAGCGAGUCGGACGGGUUCGUGGUUUCGAAUCCCGUCACUGGAUUGUAUCGGGGGAUUCCCUCGCCGGAUUCCGAUUUCCAACAGUCCCCUCUCCGGGCCGUCGCUAUGGCAUCUACUCCGACAGCCUACAAGCUGGUAUUAAUCUCCGGCGAAUUCCCGGAGCUCUAUUUCAGGGUUUAUGAUUCCGGCGAGGGCGGAUGGGGAGAAAAAACACUUCUCCGGCGGAAAACCGGCGACUGUGCCGGGAAAUCCAACGCAGAUGAAGAUCUCGAGGAAUACCCACUCUAUAUCUUGAGCAAAUGCGGCAAUUUAUUGUUAUCGGAGUUGCAGAGGAGCCCCUGCAAGCAAUACUCAUCAGCCAUUUCUUCGAAAUCCGGCAAAGAAACUGUCUUCUUCCUCAGUCCCUCCGGGACGGUGGUGGCCUGCGACCUCGCCGGGAAGUGUUUUGUGGAGUACCCGAGACUUCUUCCGCUCCACCACGACUAUUCGAUCGACUUAGUGGAGUGCGCCGGCGAGGUGUUCGCCGUCGUGCUGUCGGAGUACCUGGAGAGCGCAAGCCUGAGAGUGUGGAGAUUCAACGAGGAGAAGACACGGGAUUGGGAGCAGGUAGUGGCGAUGCCGCCGGCGAUUUCGCACGAGUUUUACCGGAAGACGGUAGACGUGAACUGCGCCGGCGCCGGUGGACGGAUUUUUGUCUGCGCUUCUUGUCCGGAGUUCUGCAGAUACUUCAUCUGCAACAUCGAAGGGAAUGAAUGGUUUGAAGUGCCAAGCAGAGGGAAUGCAUUUAGCUGUGCACUUUCAUUUCAGCCCAGAAUUGAAGCUUCCACAUGAAAAAACCAAGAAAAUAGAAAUCAAACAAUUGUGUUUGCUUUGAAAUACGGAGUAUACUUUUGUUUCUUUUGUAACUAUGCACACAUUAAACCAUUUAUAUUUCCAAAUAUGUUUAAAUAAAAUUAUAGAUUGAUACUCCAUCAAUCCAAAAUGAAUUACCCAUUUGGAUGUGUAAAAUUUCGUGACUUUUUAAAAUGAUUUUAUUUAUAAAUUAGUAUUGAAAAAAAUUUAAAAUUACAGAGUAUCUAUAUAAAAUUUAUAUUAACAGUUUUACAAAACAAAAACUGAUAAGAAUAUUUUAUUUUCUCAAAUGAUCCAUGAAAAAAUACAAACAAAUAAAAGUUAUCGAAAGACCAUAAUAAUGAAGAGGUUAAUCAUUU
Messenger RNA from Cuscuta campestris, 2602 nucleotides. The record is from the annotation of a GenBank genome assembly. NCBI's taxonomy places the organism in Eukaryota, Viridiplantae, Streptophyta, Magnoliopsida, Solanales, Convolvulaceae.